AUGUCGACUUCUUCACAUGACCAAACUGGAUUUUAUUUCUAUCCCAUCGAUAGCGAGGUGAUCAAUUGUCUCAAGGAGAAGCUUUUGGGUCGUUUUGAACGUCUUAGACUUCCUGCUGGUCUUAUCCCAGAUACCAUUAAUCCCUACAGUUAUGAUCCUCUCACACUUCCCAAAGGUGAUGAUUUUGAACAUGUUAAGAGAGCAUUUUUCUUUACCAACAAACAAGAGAACCGAACUGUGAAAGAUGGUUUUUGGAGAGCUUCUACUUUGCCAGAGAAGAUAUUCAGUACGGGACAAAUGCUAGGGUUCAAGGAAGAGUUCAAUUUUUUCUGGUCAAUACGAAAUGAGACAAUCAAAACCAACUGGAUUAUGAAUGAGUACAGUGUAAAUCAGGCUAUAUUUUCAGAGGAUGAGCGCAAAGCUAUUGGAAACAAGAUAGGAAGCUAUAUAGUGUGUGAACUUCGUUACGAGUCCGAAUACGAUGACCUUUCUGAUGAUGAUGUUGUUGAUGAUGAUGAUGAAGAUGAUGAUGAUGAUAAAUCAGAAUAGCUAAUUGCAUAAAAAUAGAUCCCGAUGAAGUAAAUAUAGGAAAAACUAAUAUGUUGCCUUGAUCUUUCUCUCUCUCGAACUCCUACCUCUAUAAUAAUGGAUUCCUAUGUAUAAGAGAGAUUUGUCAG
This is a messenger RNA of Macadamia integrifolia, 677 nucleotides long. Its product is annotated as NAC domain-containing protein 2-like. Bases 1 to 549 code for a protein of 182 amino acids. Gene Ontology annotation, biological process: system development; regulation of DNA-templated transcription. NCBI's taxonomy places the organism in Eukaryota, Viridiplantae, Streptophyta, Magnoliopsida, Proteales, Proteaceae. The record is from RefSeq and is a predicted model, not a curated record. The transcript is spliced from 3 exons. Gene Ontology annotation, molecular function: DNA binding.